Molecule: messenger RNA, 549 nt
Organism: Notodromas monacha
Lineage: Eukaryota; Metazoa; Arthropoda; Ostracoda; Podocopida; Cyprididae
Source: the annotation of a GenBank genome assembly
UGUUGUUCACAGGCUGUGACGCUGAACUGCACCCACUCUUUUUGCAUGGAAUGUUUGCAAAAGUGGUCUCAAGUCUCUGGCGUUACCCGUGCAGACAAGGGAGUUUGUCCAACUUGUCGGACGAAGAUCGUGUCGUCGAAUCCUUCGAGGGCAAUUGAUUCCCUGGUUGAAGUUCUCAUCAAGUCGAUGAGUCCUGAAAAGCAAACUGCUCGAAAAGCGAUGGAAGCUUUGCAUGAAGCGUGGCGAAAGGAAAGAGAGCGACCUGUGAUUCGCUCGAGAGGUAGACCGAAAUCCCGUGACUCUACGACAAUGCCAAAUAUCGUGGUUGGAAGGCGUGGGAACGAACAUUUGACUGAUUUGCUGGCGCGUCUAACCAAUGAUCGAGGUCGAAGUGCGUCUUCCAGUGUGGUCGAUGAUUCCGAAGAAACAAGUGCCACGUCCCGUGUGGAUGUCGUACUGAGGGAUAUUUUGAUACCCUUCGCUGCCAACAGUGAGUACCCUUGCGCCAAAAUGCCUCCACUGCUUCGGUCGAUGAUCUUGGAAUUUUAA